AUGUCCGCCGCUCCAGCUCCCACGAUCCUCGACCUAAAACUCGCAUUCCUGCGCUCUCAAAUCCAAGCUCUCUCCGCCCCACUGAGAAUCCCAGUGAACUACCAACCCCCCGAUGAAGACCAAGCCAUCCGCCAACGAGCCAUAGAUGACGCCCUCUUCCAGCUCAACGCCCGGAUCCAAGAGCACGCCAAACUCGUCUAUUCCGCGCCGGCACAGCGCCAUGUCGCCGAGCAGGUGGACGCAUUGUACUGGAUGGCUGGCGAGCGCGACGUCAGCGGGGAGCUUGCGCGGGGUCAAUUGGAGCUAGGGACAGAUUUUGUGGCGGAUGUCAAUAUCACGAGUCUCCCAGAUGCGUGGGAGGAUGAAGAGGAGGUUGCGCAGCGCCCAGAGGAAGCCCAGCGGUAUGUGGAGUUAGCUGCGCACAUCAAGGGGCUCAAUGAUAGGCGGACGGGGUUGAGAGAGAAGGUUGCAAGGUAUAAAGCAUUGAAGGGGGUGCUGGAACCGUUUGAGAACUCGAAGGAAGAUGUUCAGGGGAACCUGUGCACGAGGGAUGGGGAGGUGGAGGCUGAGUUGCAGAAGAUGGGGAUGCUGAUGGCGCGGGUCAAGGGCAGGCUCGAGGGACUGGAAACGUCACAGAACCAGGGUGGUGAGGAGAUGGACCUUGACUUCUUGGAUCAGGAGAAGAAGGCGGAUCUACUUCUGAAUGAUAUAUUGCGGUAA
This is a messenger RNA of Pseudogymnoascus destructans, 720 nucleotides long. RefSeq lists its product as uncharacterized. Bases 1 to 720 code for a protein of 239 amino acids. The record is from RefSeq and is a predicted model, not a curated record. The transcript is spliced from 2 exons. Gene Ontology annotation, cellular component: Mis6-Sim4 complex. Lineage: Eukaryota; Fungi; Ascomycota; Leotiomycetes; Thelebolales; Thelebolaceae.